Messenger RNA from Uranotaenia lowii, 1719 nucleotides. RefSeq names its product pickpocket protein 28 (gene ppk24). The transcript has 8 exons. Bases 1 to 1695 code for a protein of 564 amino acids. The record is from RefSeq and is a predicted model, not a curated record. NCBI's taxonomy places the organism in Eukaryota, Metazoa, Arthropoda, Insecta, Diptera, Culicidae. Gene Ontology annotation, cellular component: membrane. Gene Ontology annotation, biological process: sodium ion transmembrane transport. Gene Ontology annotation, molecular function: ligand-gated sodium channel activity.
AUGAUCGCCGCUCGAUUCGAAAAUCCGAGGAACAGUUUGCAUGCCAGCGCCGGAAACGAGGCGCGAAGCUCGGCCACCUCAUCGGUGGGAACCAAAUCGACCAAGUCCUCCAAUGCAUCGUCGUCCGCAAUUCGACGAUACAGCUUCAGGCGGGAGUUGUUUCAGCUCUGGGACACCAUAACAACCCACUGCUACCGGCAGCUGGUGCAGAAGGAUCGCAGCAUCUGGGAAAGGCUCAUGUGGCUUGGCAUCAUCAUCAUCGAAACGAUCGCCCUGGUAACAAUCCUCAUCAGCGCCUGGAACAGCUUUACCGAGAAUCCGCUGAUAACGACCUUGCACGAUACCCUGUACCCGAUCCGUCACGUUCCGUUUCCGGCCAUUUCGCUGUGCAACAACAACCGCAUCUCCCGGAAGGCGGCCAUCCGGUAUGCGGAAGAACUGGCCCAGAAGGACCCGGAAAAGCGGAACGUCAGCUACUUCCUGGAGCAGGUCCGGCUGCUGGGCAAGCUUUACGAUUACGACUACGAGAACCUGCACCAGAUGACCCAGUUCCAGGAAUUUCUGGACCAGCACGAUACCAAAAACGGCUCAUCCGGUUACAAUGCAUUCGAAACGCUUAAGAGGCUGUCACCACGCUGCGAAGAUAUGCUGAUGCGGUGCUUUUGGAAAAGCAUCGAACUUCCCUGUAUGCAGAAAAACGACAUGAUUGAGAUGCGCCGAACCCAGUACGGAUUUUGCUGCACAUUCAAUUUCGUCGGACACAGCGAGGAUAACGAGAUUCAUCCACCGUCCUACUACCUUGACGUGACUGGACCGGAAAUGGGACUGGUUCUUCUGGUGAACGGCACGACGAGCGAUUAUUUCUACAAUCUUUUCAACACCAUCGGAUUCAAUUUACAAAUCUUCAACCCCGCCGAGGUACCGGAUGUCACUUCCGGUGGCGUAAGCGAGCAGUUUAUCCAUCUCGGUACCGAGUCCUUCAUCCGAGUGGACGCCAUCACCAUAAACAGCGAGCCAGAUGUUCGGAGAUAUUCCAAGGAAAAGCGUCAGUGCGUGUUCCGGAACGAGCUGCUCCGUUACGGGGGCCACUACGGCCGCAGCAACUGCGUGGCAGCCUGCCGGAUCCGGAGCGUGCUGGCCCUUUGCGAGUGCAUCCCAUUCUUCAUGACAGCGGCCGGGCUCGUCUCGGACAAGUCGAUAACCGUGUGCAAUCUGCAGCACAUCGUUUGCCUGAACAAGUACAAAAUCAAAUGGUCCACCGUCAUCACCGACAUCGUAGAGAUUCCGGGACUGGAGAAGGAAAUGGAAGAGUCGCUCUACUGUCCGGAGUGUUUGCCACCGUGCUCCGACACCAAGUAUCAGGUGACGGCAUCGGAGCUGCCGCUUAUAAAGACUCAUCGAACCGGGUUCAGCGUAACGCACGGCAUCGAGGACGUCUCCGAGGUCAGUGUGGUGCGCAUAUUUUUCGGGCAACCGGAAACCUGGUUGUACAAGCAGGACGUGGCCUCCUACUGGUUCGAGAUAUUCAGCAACUUUGGCGGCAUGUGCGGCAUCAUGGCUGGCCUGUCGCUGAUAAGCGUUUCGGAGAACGUUUACUUUAUCCUGCGACAGUUUGCGCUGGUUUUCCUGGUGCGAUCCAGCCGGUUGCGGGAAAGGCGUCGGCAGCGCCGUGCCGCCCGCCAAAUACUGGAAUGAAUCGAUUGUGUGUUUUUGUGUGUU